AUGAGCGGCGCGGGGAGCGCGUGGAGGAGCCGCUGUGGACCCUAUAGUGUCUCGUGCCCAGGACGCGCGCUCAUACACCUCGCGCAGCACAAUGCUGGACACCAAGUUUUUAUCCACGCAAUGAAUUCCGCCAACGAAACCAGAGCGGAGAGAAGUACAGAACAUUACCUUUUUGCAGGUGGCACCUAUAAACUUCUCGCCUUUACCAUCGGGACCAUCGGAGUGUUCGGCUUCUGUAACAACGUUGUUGUCAUCAUACUCUACUGUAAAUUCAAGAGGCUGAGGACGCCCACUAAUUUGCUGCUGGUCAACAUAAGUUUGAGUGAUUUGCUGGUUUCUGUCAUCGGAAUAAACUUUACCUUUGCUGCGUGCGUCAAAGGCGGCUGGACCUGGAGCCAGGCGACAUGCGUCUGGGACGGCUUCAGCAACAGCUUAUUUGGUAUCGUUUCCAUCAUGACCCUGGCAGCGUUGGCCUAUGAACGCUACAUCCGGGUGGUCCAUGCCCAGGUGGUGGACUUCCCCUGGGCAUGGCGGGCCAUUGGCCACAUCUGGCUGUACUCGCUGGCCUGGACGGGGGCUCCUCUGCUGGGGUGGAACCGGUACACAUUGGAGAUCCAUCAGCUGGGCUGCUCCCUUGACUGGACAUCUAAGGACCCAAAUGAUGCCUCUUUCAUCCUCCUCUUCCUCCUGGCCUGUUUCUUUGUGCCUGUGGGCAUCAUGAUCUACUGCUAUGGAAACAUACUCUACACAGUGCAAAUGCUGCGCUCCAUCCAGGACCUCCAGACGGUUCAGAUCAUCAAGAUCUUGCGGUAUGAGAAGAAGGUGGCCGUUAUGUUUUUCCUGAUGAUUACCUGCUUCCUGGUGUGUUGGACGCCAUAUGCUGUUGUGUCCAUGUUGGAGGCUUUCGGCAGGACGAACAUGGUCUCUCCCACAGUGGCCAUCAUCCCCUCAUUCUUUGCCAAGUCCAGCACAGCCUACAACCCCCUCAUCUACGUGUUCAUGAGCAGAAAGUUCCGCCGCUGCUUGCUACAGCUACUGUGCUCGCGGCUCUCUUGGCUCCAGCACAGUCUCAAAGAGCGCCCCCUGGCUCCGGCCCAGCGGCGCCCCAUCCGACCGAUCGUGAUGUCCGGGUCAUGCAACGACAGAGACAGACCUAAGAAGAGGGUGACUUUCAGCUCCUCCUCUAUCGUUUUCAUCAUCACCAGCAAUGACUUCCACCAACUGGAUGUGACCUCCAAGGCUAGAGAGUCUGUGGAGGUUAAUGUCAUUCAAGUGAGGCCAUUGUGAUCCACAAGGACUGGACUUCUCACCCCACCACUCAGUAUGCCUUAGGACCUAACAUGCAAAUCCAUGCCAAAAAAAUCCUGUCUGACCUCCCUGGACUUUUUUGGUCUACACAGUUAUAGACUUCUUACAGCUACUUGUAAAUAUUCAACUGUCAGCCCAAGAUCUGAGCUAAACCUAUUUUCUGACAGUGUUUUGUCUAAACAGGUAGUAUGAAAGUGUGACAUCCUCAUCUACCAUCAACUGUGGUGAUAUUAGUGCAUAUUGAUGUAGUUAACAACUAGUAAUAUCAUGUUUCUCUUAGAACAAGUAUCACACUUAUUUGUCAAAUAUGCCACACUGUUUAUGUGACAACUGCAGAACUGUGUUAUGUUUUUAGAGGCCAGCGGUGUUAAAGACUUGAGUAUGGAUCAAAAUGUGUUAGCAGAUUUUUUUUGGUUGGUAACCAACUGCAAGUGUGUUUAAUGGAAAAUAAGCCUUAGCUCCUUAGCCAUAAACCACGAUACACAAACUGUCAUUGUUGUGUAUGGAUUCAAUAAAGAGAUCCUAUUUUAAGCUA
Messenger RNA from Epinephelus lanceolatus (giant grouper), 1843 nucleotides. It is a transcript of the gene opn3, whose product is annotated as opsin 3. Gene Ontology annotation, molecular function: G protein-coupled receptor activity. The record is from RefSeq and is a predicted model, not a curated record. Gene Ontology annotation, cellular component: membrane. Lineage: Eukaryota; Metazoa; Chordata; Actinopteri; Perciformes; Serranidae. Gene Ontology annotation, biological process: G protein-coupled receptor signaling pathway; visual perception.